Messenger RNA from Pseudonaja textilis, 660 nucleotides. Its product is annotated as neuroglobin-like. NCBI's taxonomy places the organism in Eukaryota, Metazoa, Chordata, Lepidosauria, Squamata, Elapidae. Gene Ontology annotation, molecular function: oxygen binding; heme binding. The record is from RefSeq and is a predicted model, not a curated record.
AUGGGAUGCACCUUAUCUAGCACGGGAGACGCAGUGGAUCCGGCCGUCUCUGAAGACAGGAGGGGCUCAGCACUGGCUCUGGAGGCGAAAGGGACGGAUCCUGGCAGCCAUGGGGAGCGGGAGGAAGCCUUUCCCCUCUCCGCGGCCCAGAAGGACUCGGUCCGGGAGUCCUGGAGCGUCCUCCAUAAGAACAUCGCUCGAGUGGGGAUCAUUCUCUUUAUUGGGCUAUUUGAGACCCACCCUGAGUGCAAAGACAUGUUUUUCCUCUUCCGUGACGUGGACGAUCUGCAGCAGCUGAAGAUGAGCAAGGAACUGCAAGCUCAUGGCCUCAGAGUGAUGUCCUUCAUCGAGAAGAGCGUGGCCCGACUCGAUCAAGAAGACAAGCUGGAGGUUCUUGCCUUUGAGCUGGGAAAGAACCACUUCCAUUAUAAAGCUCCUCCCAAAUACUACGAGUAUAUUGGAAUUCAAUUCAUCCAGGCUGUUCGACCAAUUCUCAAAGAAGAUUGGACUCUGGAAGUUGAGAGAGCCUGGGAGGGUCUCUUCAGAUACCUGGCAGCUGUGAUGCGCAGGGGCUUCCAUAAUGAAGGAAAGAGACUGGGGGCCAGCCCCCUUCUUCCCCCACAGACGGCUGACCUGGAAUCCGCUCCAGAUCAAAACUGA